CCCAUGUUUUGAGCCCAUUUGGAGCUGUUCUUUUCUAAGCCCCAGAAUCUUGUUUUUAGUCUUUUAGGCAAACUCGGUUCUCGUUCUCGAGCUACUUUUUCCGGAGUUCUCGCGAGAUCUGCAGACUGACUCGAGAACUGACUUGAGAGCCGGUACCUCCUAGCAGCUCGACUUGGCCUUAUCCUAAAGUGAGCUGAACGCUGACAGGCUCUGGAAUUCUGGCAGCGAUGGAUGAGGACUUGGUUUUGGCACUGCGGCUUCAAGAAGAGUGGAACUUGCAGGUCGCGGAGCGCCCUCACACUCAGGAGCCCUUGUCGCUGGUGGACGCGUCUUGGGAGUUGGUGGAUCCCACCCCGGAUUUGCAGGCCCUGUUUCUGCAGUUCAAUGAUCAGUUCUUCUGGGGCCAGCUGGAGGCAGUCGAAGUGAAGUGGAGCGCGCGAAUGACCCUGUGUGCUGGCAUAUGCAGCUAUGAAGGAAGAGGUGGAAUGUGUUCCAUCCGCCUCAGUGAACCCCUUCUGAAGUUGAGACCAAGGAAAGAUCUUGUAGAGACACUAUUGCAUGAAAUGAUACAUGCGUAUUUAUUUGUUACAAAUAAUGAUAAAGACCGGGAAGGGCAUGGUCCAGAGUUUUGUAAGCAUAUGCAUCGCAUCAAUCGUCUGACUGGAGCCAAUAUUACGAUAUACCAUACUUUCCAUGAUGAAGUGGAUGAAUAUCGGCGACACUGGUGGCGCUGUGAUGGGCCAUGUCAGCACAGAAAACCUUAUUAUGGCUAUGUCAAACGUGCUACUAACAGGGCACCCUCUGCUCAUGACUAUUGGUGGGCUGAACACCAGAAAACCUGUGGAGGCACUUUUAUAAAAAUCAAAGAACCAGAGAACUACACAAAGAAAGGCAAAGGAAAGACAAAACUAGGAAACAACUCAGUACCAACUGCAGAGACUAAAGAUCAAUCAAACAGAACCAAGACACAGCUGUUAAUUCCUUUCAGUGGGAAAGGAUAUGUUCUAGGAGAAACGAGCAGUGCACCUUCAUCUGGGAGAUUUAUCACUUUAAAUGCUAUUAAUAAUAACCAAGAUAUUUUAAAUCAAGAUAAUUCAACAAAUAUUCUAAGACCUAAUUUUAAAUCUGAGGCGAAGUUUGAACAGAAUGAUUCAAGUAAAAAAACUCCAUUAGUCUCCCUUGUUCGUAGUUCCAGCCACCAAAAUGGUAUAAAUAACUACUUUCCUAAAAUAUCAGUUGCCAACCAAAAGGCUUUCAGAAAUAUGAAUAGAUCUCCAAUGGAAAGUGGAAUAACUGUGGACAUCACUAAAAAAUCCUCUACUCCUCAAAGAAGGCCACCAUCUUCUAAGAUAUCUCUUAAAAAUUCUUUAAAAGCAGUGGAAUUGACAUCUGUAACUGCAUCUCAGAACAUGAGUAGGCCGCCUGAAGAUAAAGUUCCAAGUAAACGGCGCAGACUAGAAGAUAAAACUAUUUUAGACAAUUUUCUUAUCAAGAAAGAACAAUUACCAAGUGGUGGUAAUCCAAACAGUAGUUUACAUCCUGCAGUGGCAACUCAGAAUUCCAGUGGUUCGUCCAGUCAGAGCAAAAUGGUGAAUUGUCCUGUUUGUCAGAAUGAAGUUUCAGAAUCUCAAAUUAAUGAACACUUAGAUUGGUGCCUUCAAGGUGAAAAUAUCAAAAUCAAAAGCUGAAAAAAAACUUUGAAAAUAAUGGGUUUCACAUAAAUAUUACCUCACUUGGUGUAAUGAGUCAGCCCUCAGGAAUUUCUGGCUAGUACUAAGUUUGUAUGUUAUAAUCUAGUUUAUAUAACCGAUACAAAAUAUUGUUUUAUAUAUGCUUAUAUGAGAUUGUAAUUAAAAAUAUUUUGUCUAAAGGUGCUAUAUUUACUCUUGCCUUACAAGUACUGUAGCUAUUCUGCAUAUACAUGUUUAAUUUUUAUAGAUUUUUGUUCCUUGCGCUUAACGGUUUUUAAAUGUGCCAAUAAUUUUAGUUAUCUACUUUCCUCAAAACAUUCAAUGAGGAAUACUAUCAAGUAUUUGGUGAAAUUGAUCAUAUUUUAUUAAUUUAUUCCCAGAACUGUUAAUACUGUCAAAUAUAAAGACCAAAAUCAUAAUUGAAUACAAAGUAUGUUGUAUUAGGGGCACUCAGGUUUUUAAAAUUGAAAAAGGACCUUAACCUAAACUAUGUUUUCUGUAUUUUAAAGGAUUUACUGUUUCACUGAAAAGUGGAAGAUUUCAGAUUGAAAUUGAUGCAUCUAGUAUAGGAAAAUCAGUUUAUUUCAGACUAUACUAGUAGUAACAAACAGCCCCUGUAGACCAGGGGUUAGCUGUUUUCUCAAAAUUUAGCAAGGAGCAUGGUUAAGACUGCUGAGUACCUUCUAUUUCUCUAUAGCAAAGCAAAACUGCCUAGCUUAUGUAACAGUGAAACAUGUAGAACCAUUAACCUUGAGCCAAAGUGAAGCCAUUGUACUAAAAGGGAUAUUGUUUUAAAAUUAUUUUUAAAAACAUUCAAUAUAGUUGAGGGUCAAAGAUAAUUUAAUCAGUUUACUGUCUCCUGGUUACAGAUCCAGUAUAUUGGCAUUUGCAACAACUUUAGUUCACUUGUCUUUUUAAGCUGUUUCAGUAUCAGUUGAACACGUAUAAGUUGUCCAAAUUGUGUUGUGCAUCCAGGUAAAUUUUUACUUAGCCCAUCAAAGACGGAAAAGAUUUUGGCUUUCAUAGAAGGUGUCCUUUAUGAAGAUGUCCUUUACCACCCAGAAUCCUCAGGAGCAUUAUUUUUAUUCACAGGUUAGUGUAGCUUGUUUCUGAAUGCCAUAUCUUAGUUUCAGAAGUCCAUUCUCUUUUGAUGCUUUGUAGUAUGUGACUCACAAUUUAUCUAUUCUAUUAAUGACCAUUUGAAUUAUUUCUAGGUGGCUGUUUAUUAUGAAUGAUGCUGCUUAAAACUUUCCUUUUUGGUUGCUAGAAGCUGGGAUGAGGGGAUGAGGGAGGAGUGGGGAGUUAGUAUUACUUUUUGUUUUAUGGUGCAGGGGACUGAACCCAGGACCUUACACAUGCAAGGCAUGGGUUCUACUGCAGCCAUAUCCAUGCCUUUGGGACACUGUUUCUUUUGGGCUGGAACUGCUGUCACAAGGUGUAUUUGUUUACCUUUAAUAAAUACUGCCA
Molecule: messenger RNA, 3158 nt
Organism: Sorex fumeus (smoky shrew)
Lineage: Eukaryota; Metazoa; Chordata; Mammalia; Eulipotyphla; Soricidae
Gene: SPRTN
Product: SprT-like N-terminal domain
Exons: 5
Coding region: 228-1688 (486 amino acids)
Biological process (GO): DNA repair
Cellular component (GO): nucleus
Molecular function (GO): polyubiquitin modification-dependent protein binding; metalloendopeptidase activity; single-stranded DNA binding
Source: RefSeq, a predicted model, not a curated record